AGUCCAAAAGGGCCGAAAGGCGGGAGUCUGAGCCAUGGCGGCCUCCCGGCUACCCCCGACGGCCUUAAGCCUGAAGCAGUUCCUGAGAAGACAACAGGUUCUUCAGUUAUACAGGAAAAUCCUCAGGACCAUUCGUCAGAUCCCCAAUGAAGCCGAUCGUCGGUAUAUGAGAGAUUGGGCGAGGGAAGAUUUCAAAAAGAAUAAAGAGGCUACAGAUGAGGAUACAGUUAAGAUGAUGAUCACUCAAGGCAACCUACAGCUUCAGGAGCUUGAGAGAACACUAAAAUUGGCAAAAUCCUAGGCUUAAUUCUGCUUACAAGUCAAAGCAAUUUUUCAUUGCAGCUAACUGCAAGGACAUUAAGCGGGAGGAGCCCUGCUGAGAAUCCAAAGAUGUCCAAAGACUUCCCAAAAGUCAGACGGAAGACCUGCUGAAUACUCUUUGUCAUGGUAUAAAUGCCAUAAGCCUGAAGGUUAAGGUGCAAUAGGAAUAAAACAAGCAAUAGCAGCAACAUCUGGACAAUGUGAAAAAUGCAAAAGUAGAUAAAGGGAAUUUGAUACCUUAUAUUUAGGAAUUGCACUUGUAAAUACAAGAAUACCAUGAAGCUGUGGAACAAUUAACUCUUAAAUGUGCUGUUUACCUAGAGCAAUGGUG
Protobothrops mucrosquamatus (brown spotted pit viper) is the source of this 652-nucleotide messenger RNA. RefSeq names its product LYR motif containing 2 (gene LYRM2). Bases 35 to 301 code for a protein of 88 amino acids. The record is from RefSeq and is a predicted model, not a curated record. NCBI's taxonomy places the organism in Eukaryota, Metazoa, Chordata, Lepidosauria, Squamata, Viperidae. Gene Ontology annotation, cellular component: mitochondrion. The transcript has 3 exons.